CAAACCUUACCUCUGGGAGAGAGGAGCUCACUGCCUGUUGGAUCCCAGAGUGACCCCAGAGCCCCAGCUUCCACCGUGGGAUGUUCACCUUAGAGAGGCAUGGAGAUCAGCAGCAGAACUGAAGCAGAGUCCCAGAGGAGCUUCAGUUCUGCAGAAUCUAUACAGUCUUCUUUACCAAGCAUUGACCAGAUGCUUAGGGCUUGGGAUAUCAGAGCUCAAGACUGACAUUCCUCAAGGCAGUUAGGCAGAAGUGAGCCUUGUGGCUCUGCCAAAGACAAGCCCUGUAGAUUUAAAGGAAAAACACAAAACAAAACACAAACACAGGCAAAGUCACAGCAUUAAAGUCUUUGCCUUGAAGAAGCUGAGUGGAGAAGUGUGGAAAGAUGAAUGGACCGGUGGAUGGCUUGUGUGACCAUUCUCUAAGUGAAGAAAGAGCCUUCAUGUUCACAUCGGAAUCUGUAGGAGAGGGACACCCGGAUAAGAUCUGUGAUCAGAUCAGUGAUGCAGUCCUGGAUGCCCAUCUCAAGCAGGACCCCAAUGCCAAGGUGGCCUGUGAGACAGUGUGCAAGACAGGCAUGGUACUGCUGUGCGGAGAGAUCACCUCCGUGGCCAUGGUGGACUACCAGCGGGUGGUGAGAGACACCAUCAAGCACAUUGGCUAUGACGACUCUGCCAAGGCAAGUGAAGGAGACAGACUGGCUGAGGGAGGCUCCCAUGUGGGACCCUACAAGCGGAGACGGGGCCCCAGCCCCAGCAGGGGUCAACAAGGCGCGAGCACUGUGAUCAGGUGGGGCUUUGACUUCAAGACUUGUAAUGUGCUGGUGGCUUUGGAACAGCAGUCUCCAGAUAUAGCUCAGUGUGUCCAUCUAGACAGAAACGAAGAGGAUGUCGGUGCCGGGGAUCAGGGCUUGAUGUUCGGCUAUGCCACUGAUGAGACAGAAGAGUGCAUGCCGCUCACCAUCAUCCUGGCUCAUAAACUCAACGCCCAGAUGGCAGACCUGCGGCGUGCUGGGGUCCUGCCUUGGCUGAGGCCUGACUCUAAGACUCAGGUGACAGUUCAGUACAUGCAGGACAAUGGCGCAGUCAUCCCUGUGCGUAUCCACACCAUCGUCAUCUCCGUGCAGCACAAUGAGGACAUAACACUGGAGGAAAUGCGCGAGGCCCUGAAGGAACAGGUGAUCAGGGCCGUGGUGCCAGCCAGGUACCUGGAUGAAGACACCAUCUACCACCUGCAGCCCAGUGGGCGGUUUGUCAUUGGAGGUCCCCAGGGGGAUGCUGGUGUCACUGGCCGCAAGAUCAUCGUGGACACCUACGGUGGCUGGGGGGCGCAUGGCGGUGGGGCCUUCUCCGGGAAAGACUACACCAAGGUGGACCGCUCAGCAGCUUAUGCCGCCCGCUGGGUGGCCAAGUCCCUGGUGAAGGCAGGGCUCUGCCGGCGAGUGCUCGUGCAGGUUUCCUAUGCCAUUGGUGUGGCUGAGCCACUGUCCAUUUCCAUCUUCACCUAUGGAACUGCUCAGAAGACAGAGAGAGAACUGCUGGAUGUGGUGAAUAGGAACUUUGACCUUCGGCCUGGUGUCAUCGUCAGGGAUCUGGAUCUGAAGAAGCCCAUCUACCAGAAGACGGCAUGCUAUGGCCAUUUUGGAAGAGACGAGUUCCCGUGGGAGGUCCCCAAGAAGCUCAUGUUCUAGAGCUGGUGGGUGCAGGGCCUGGCCUCGCCCUGGGGGCACCUGGCAGGCCGCUUUCUGCCUCCAGGAUCCUCUCCUAGAUUUCUCAGCCACCGACUGCUCCCUGAGGAGUGCCUUCCCCACCUGCGGCCCCCUCCUGGGAUCCUGGCCCCUCUGAGGUAGCCCCAUCCUGUCAUCACUGCACAUGGCAGGGGGCAGGGGCUUCCUGAUCCUCGGGAUCCGGUCUCCUCAUGAGCAUAGUCACCAGGCCCUGCCUUUCCCUCAGAACAAGUCAAUGUUAAUUUAGUGGAAAAACUGCCCCUUUCAAGAAUAAAUCCCCUCGCUUACCUCCCCUGCCAGCCUGGACCCUGACUAGCACCUCCCGUCCCCUGCAUGUGCCAAGGUCAGCACAUCUCACAGACCUCAGGGCUCUGCUUGGGCCUGAACACGCCGGGUGUGCCCUUCACAUCUGCAGCCAGUACUCUGAGCCAGGGCCUGCAAAGGCCCUCCCAGGCUGGGCAUCUGCUGGGGAUGAGAACAGGGCCUGACGUCUCCUAAGCAUCUGUGAGGUGUGAGGGACUGAGCCAAUGACUGAUUUCAUUUCUUCUUUACUGCAACCCGAGAGGUAACACUUCCUGUUAUCCCACUUACAUAUAAGGACACUGAGGCACAAACAGCUAGGUGACUUCCACAAGGCCCCACAGCCACACCUGUCAGGGCCUCGACAUCAGUCCUGGAACUUUGACUCGGGAACCUAACACCCUCACCCCCAUCUCACACUGGAAACAGGUCUGAGCAAUGACAAAAAGAUUGAAAUGAGGCUGUGGCUCUGUCCUGAAGACGCACGGUGGCUAGGCAAUAGGGGAUUAGCCUACUGGCUCUUGGUGAGCCCUGGACAAUGAUCUGCAAAGUUAGGACAGAACGAAGGACUAUUUCAUUUGCCUCAUUAAUUUGAGAAGACAAUUCAGAGUGAGCUGGCUAUCCUGACCCCUGGGGUGGGGCUUUGUUUGGGAAUAAGAAGAAACCAUGUAAUCCUAGCCCCUGAUCACUCGGGACAUGCAGGGCUUGAGUUUUGUGGACCUCUUUCCAAGUCCAGUCCAGUCCUAUUUGGGCUUCCUGGAGCAAGAGAGCAGCUUGUCUAGCAGGUGGCUAGCAACUUGGACAGAGGCCGGGACCCUGUAUCCUUCAGGUCUCUCUCUUGGCCCUUUAUGCCCCCCGCAGUCUGAGUGCUACUGGAGUAAGUGGGCGAGUGCCUCAGAUGCCUCUUCCAAGAAGGACAGGCCUAAGGCCCAAAUAUCCCAUGUGAAAUAAUGGCUAGGGGAGGGUGUGACUCCUAGUGGGGAACAAGUUGGCUGCGACUCAAUGAGGAGAGUCUGCCUUUGUCAGGUGGCGUCUGGGGGCAGGUCAACUCCUGAGAGACCUGAGUGGUGCUCGGCAUGCCAGCCUCCUGGAACCUGCACAUUACCUCCCUUUCCAUCUGUAGCUGGCACUACCUACCUGCACCUGGGGCUCUGACAGCAUCGCUACCUUCUCCCUGCUCCCUGGACCAAAGGCUCCGGCAGGGGCCUCCAUGGGCCCCAGGAGAACCCUGCAGCCUGGGCUCUUUUCUGGGGCACACAGUGCUAAUUUUGGCUGGGGCAGUAGCCUAGGAAGCCUCAUCUAGGGAGCAGACAGCCUGCAUCUAGGGAGCAGACAGAAGCACAGAGACCCUAGGCCCUCACUGUCUCUUUAGCACAGAAGGAGGGGCCCAGUUACCAUAAAAACCCAGAGCUCGUAUCUGAUACAGAAGCACUGGUUCCUGUGGGGCUCCUGGGGACUCAGGGAGUCUCAAGUUCCUUUCAGGAGAGGGGAAUAUAGGUUUGCAGGCGCUGAGUUCUUCUGACUUGGGCCAUAUUCAAAGUGAAAAUUCAGAAUUUUAUGCUUUCCCUACUCCCUAGAGAAAUGAGAUUUUUUUUUGUCACCAUUGUUUAUGUGACACUAGAGCUUUUAUUUGUUAAUAUUUCCUAAUAAGACAGUGAAUAAAAACAGAAGGAACAACUA
This is a messenger RNA of Manis javanica (Malayan pangolin), 3704 nucleotides long. It is a transcript of the gene MAT1A, whose product is annotated as methionine adenosyltransferase 1A. NCBI's taxonomy places the organism in Eukaryota, Metazoa, Chordata, Mammalia, Pholidota, Manidae. The record is from RefSeq and is a predicted model, not a curated record. Gene Ontology annotation, biological process: S-adenosylmethionine biosynthetic process. Gene Ontology annotation, molecular function: ATP binding; methionine adenosyltransferase activity.